Messenger RNA from Danio rerio (zebrafish), 2596 nucleotides. The record is from RefSeq and is a predicted model, not a curated record. NCBI's taxonomy places the organism in Eukaryota, Metazoa, Chordata, Actinopteri, Cypriniformes, Danionidae.
CUUUCUGGGAAACUUCUACUUAAAGUGUAGCUCACUUAUCCAAAAUAAUCUUAAUCAUUGUUUCAGACUUAAUCAAAACCCCUUGUUUUGGGUUUUACAUUGGAAAGUUCAAUAUUUAUAAAUGUAAAUAAAUGUAAAUCCCUUUUUAGCAUAUUCAAACAAGAAGUAUUGGAGUGAUGUUAAAGCUCCUAGAAUUUGUGCUUAUUGCUUUGUAUUUAAUAGGACAGUUUUUUUAGAUUAUUAAGAGCCACUUGGGCAGAGCUGAGCUCCAGCUCCUCCUUCCUCGCACUUCUUCUACAUGUGAUGUCACUGGGGUUGACACAUCCUCCCCUCGGUGGAGCUCAAGUGGCUCUGCAGUGAGCAGUGCCUUGCAACUUUAAACCUCGAAGUGUCCAGCUGUCUGGCUUGACAGCUCCGUUUUUUUUUUAACUCCACCCCCACCUGCGCUUGGCUAAUAUCAUUGAUCACCGGCUGCAGCUGUGCUUCAUGUCGAACGCACCUAAAGAUAGGUGCCACCUAUGGGUCAAGAGUUAUAAGACAUUCAUUAGUCACUAUCAAUGAAACGUACAAAUUUGGUAAAAACUUUUUCCUGCAUAUGCUUUUUUGAUGAAAUCGGACUCAAAUUGUUCCAUGCCGAGUACACAGAUACCAAUUAUGUCAUAAUCUGCCACACCUCUCCGCCAUUUUGAUUUUGUUCAAACCAUUCAUUUUUUUUUACUCCUAAACUGUUGGUCCAAUAUCUUUACCAAAUUUGACUCGGAUCAUCUUCAGACCAUGUAGACCAAAAGUUAUGGCAUUCAUGUUGAAAGACCAAACUGUUAUCAUUUUGCACAUGCACAAACUUAAUGUAAUGUCGCCAGAUGACAGGUUCAAUCGCUGCAAUAGUUUGAAGCAUUGAACCCAAACUUAAAGUGUGUGAUCUAGACCUGAUAUUGACAAAGCUACAUCAGUUUGCGCCACCUUCUGGGUAAAAUUCACAACCAAUUGAAUUCUAUCAAUAGAAAUCUUACAAAAUUUACCAAAUUACUUUUGAAUAGUUUUGUCUUUUGUCAUGAGACUGGUCUUGCAGAUUCCUUGUAUCAUUGAUAUGUGAACAUUGAUGUAAUUUAUUCUUUAAUUUACACAACUUCCUUUCCACCAUCUCGAUUUAGUUGGAAAAUCUGUUGUAUUUAACUCCCCAUAGAUCAUUAGCCCAAUUUCCAAGUUUAACUCAGACAAUGCUGCCAUAUAGAAUUUUCCAGUUGCUCUUUUGGCUUGAUGCCGUGCUUGUUUAUGAUGUGGCUGCUUGGCCCCGAUAAUUGCUGCUUGCAGCUAUAUUUGUAAAUGUGUUUGUUUUCUGUCUGUUGACUCAACUGAUGAAGACACAGACAGACGUGCAGCAGAUGAUCCAAGACAGAAUCAAGAAGAUUCAAGAUGUCAAACUCUCAGCAGUUGUCAGAAAAAUGAACUCAGAGAAGGGGAAAGAUCUGAUCGGCUGCAUUGAGAGAUGUCAGACUGAACUGCUGGAGACGGAGGAGCAGCAGAAAGCAGCAGAGAAACAGGAGGAAGAGCUGAUUAAAGAGCUGGAGCAGGAGAUCACUGAGCUGAAGAUGAGAAACACUGAGCUGGAGCAGCUCUCACACACUGAAGAUCACCUCCACCUCCUACAGAUUUACUCAUCCCUGCAGUACAGACCUGCAGACACCAGGAACUGGAAUGAAAUCAGUCUGAAGAUUCGGGAGAUUUUGUACAGUAUGAGAAGAGUUUUCAGUCAGUUAAAGGACACCAUAGAGGAGAAACUCAGUCAAACUGAGCUGAAGUGGAUGCAGCACUAUGCAGUGGAUGUGACUCUGGAUCCUGAUACAGCUCAUCCUGAACUCAUCCUGUCUGAUGAUGGAAAACAAGUGAGAGAUGGAGACAUUAUACAGAAACUCCCAAACAAUCCACAGAGAUUUGAUUACUCUGUCUCUGUUCUGGGAAAGGAGGGAUUCUCCUCAGGGAGGUUUUAUUAUGAGGUGCAGGUGAAGGGAAAGAUUGAAUGGGAAUUAGGAGUGGCCAGAGAAUCUGUAGGCAGGAAGGGAACGUACACACUCAAUCCUAGUAAUGGACACUGGACUGUGGUUCUGAGGAAUGGGAAUGAAUAUAGAGCCUGUACUGGUCCCUCUGUCUCUCUGUCUCUGAAAGUGAAGCCGCAGCGGGUCGGUGUGUUUGUGGAUUAUGAGGAGGGUUUGGUCUCCUUUUAUGAUGUGGAGUCCAGCUCUCAUAUUUACUCUUAUACUGGUCAGACUUUCACUGAUAAACUCUACCCAUAUUUCAGCCCAGAAGAUAAUGAUGACGGUAAAAACUCAGCUCCUCUGAUCAUCACACCUGUCAAUUACAAUAAAUAAAUUUUCACCAUUAGUGAAACUUGAUAAAAAAACUCAUUUAUAUAAUUAAUGUUUAAAAAAAAAUAUUUUUUAUAUUUUGUUCCAGUCUGUUGUAUUUAGCUGCAUAUUUUAAAUCCACAUGCAAUGUAAUUUUCUUUCUCAUCUACCAGAGAAAACCAUGUAAAUAUUAAAAUAUGGCUUAAACUGGAGUAAUUACAGAAUCUAAAUAAACACACAUUGAUUCAUACAAA